Messenger RNA from Malurus melanocephalus (red-backed fairy wren), 6355 nucleotides. RefSeq names its product alpha-1,3-mannosyl-glycoprotein 4-beta-N-acetylglucosaminyltransferase A (gene MGAT4A). Gene Ontology annotation, cellular component: endoplasmic reticulum-Golgi intermediate compartment; Golgi stack; endoplasmic reticulum. The transcript is spliced from 16 exons. The record is from RefSeq and is a predicted model, not a curated record. The coding region runs from base 328 to 1935 and encodes 535 amino acids. Gene Ontology annotation, molecular function: acetylglucosaminyltransferase activity. Gene Ontology annotation, biological process: protein N-linked glycosylation. Lineage: Eukaryota; Metazoa; Chordata; Aves; Passeriformes; Maluridae.
CGCCGCUGACGCGGGGGGCGGGCGGGGAAGGGGAGCGAGAGCCCCGGCGGAACCCGCACAGCCCCCGCGCCCCGCGGGUCCGCCGUGCCGGAGCGCCGCGCACAGGACUAGAAGAAUAAAGAGAAGCUGAAUUGAUGAGAACUAUAAGAAAGCAUACAACAGUUUGGAAUGGAUUGAUUUAUGAUACGUCUGAUACGUGAGAGCUACAUUUCGUGUUCGCUAUUGUCCAGCUGCUGCUGGAGUACUUCAGCUGACUUCAUUGCAGCAAGCCCAAGAGAUAGGUCCUUAUCACCAACAGAGCAUAAACAAGUGUGAUGCUGAAAUGAGAUGAGGCUCCGAAAUGGAACUGUGGCCACCGUGUUAGUUUUCAUCACUACUUUCCUCAGUUUGUCCUGGUAUACUGCAUGGCAAAAUGGGAAAGAAAAGUUGAUUGCCUAUCAGCGGGAAUUUCAUGCUUUGAAGGAGCGUCUCCGUAUCGCCGAGCACCGCACUCUGCAGCGCUCUUCCGAGCUCAACGCCAUCCUGGAGCAGUUCAGGCGGGCAGUGGCAGAAACAAACGGCAGUAAGAAUGCAAUGAACAAUUUUUCAGAUGAGACGCUGAAAUUGUUAAAAGAGCUAACAAGUAGAAAAUCUCUUCAAGUGCCAAAUAUCUAUUACCAUUUGCCUCAUUUGUUGAAAAAUGAAGGAAGCCUUCAACCUUCUGUGCAGGUUGGCCUUGGAAGGACAGGAGUUUCCAUUGUAAUGGGAAUACCUACAGUGAAAAGAAAAGUCAAGUCUUACCUUACAGAAACUCUCCACUCCCUUAUUGAUAAGCUGUCCCCUGAAGAAAAACUGGAUUGUGUUAUGGUUGUCUUUAUAGGAGAGACUGAUCUUGAUUAUGUGAACAGUGUUGUUGCAAGCCUGGAAAGAGAGUUUUCCACAGAGAUCAAUUCUGGCUUGGUGGAAGUAAUAGCCCCUCCUGCAACUUAUUAUCCUGACUUGACAAACUUGAAAGAAACGUUUGGAGACUCAAAAGAGAGAGUGAGAUGGAGAACAAAACAAAACUUGGAUUAUUGUUUUCUUAUGAUGUAUGCCCAGAAAAAGGGGGUUUAUUACAUUCAGCUUGAAGAUGACAUCGUUGUCAAGCAGAAUUAUUUCAGCACAAUAAAAAAUUUUGCGCUUCAGCUCGCUUCUGAAGAUUGGAUGAUUCUAGAAUUUUCUCAGCUGGGUUUCAUUGGUAAAAUGUUCCAGUCUCCAGAUAUCACUCUUAUUGUAGAGUUCAUAUUUAUGUUUUAUAAGGAGAAACCUAUCGAUUGGCUCCUGGACCACAUCCUCUGGGUGAAAGUGUGUAACCCUGAGAAAGAUGCUAAACAUUGUGAUCGACAGAAAUCAAACCUACGGAUACGCUUCAGGCCUUCUCUUUUCCAGCAUGUUGGCCUCCACUCUUCUCUAGCAGGGAAGAUCCAGAAACUCACAGAUAAAGACUUCCUGAAACCAUUACUGCACAAAAUCCACGUGAAUCCACCUGCAGAGGUUUCGACAUCUUUAAAAGUCUACCAGGGGCAUACGCUAGAAAAAACCUACGUAGGGGAAGAUUUUUUCUGGGCUGUCACACCAGUUGCUGGAGAUUAUAUUCUCUUUAAAUUUGACAAGCCAGUCAAUGUAGAAAGGUACUUGUUUCACAGUGGCAAUCCAGAGCAUCCAGGAGACAUACUUCUAAACACAACUGUAGAAGUUUUGCCUUUUCAGAAUGAAGAACUGGUAUUAAGCAAAGAAACCAAAGACAAACGCUUAGAGGAUGGUUACUUCAGGAUAGGGAAGUUUGAAAACGGUGUAGCUGAAGGAACAGUUGACCCCAGCCUAAAUCCUAUUUCAUCAUUCCGGCUUUCAGUGAUACAAAAUUCAGCCGUUUGGGCAAUUCUGAAUGAGAUUCAUAUUAAAAAGAUUACAAACUGAUCACGGAAAUCUGCUUUAGAGGAAAAUGAAAGAAUCCUUGAAAACUCUUCCUAUAAAAUAUGACAUCCUUAACAAGUCACAAAUUGAAUAUACUGAGCAUGCACCUUAUUCCAAAUGUCAUUCUUUUUCACUUGAACUCUACCUCUUGUGAAACCUACUGUAGAUGAGAAGAUUGUAUUUACCCCUUCUUAUCUGAUCCAUCCAGAAACUGAUGCUCCACACUGAUAAUGUUCGUCCGAGGCCCAAGUUGUCCUCCACUGUAAUGUGACUUUACCACCUUAUGGUUACGGAACCCUGCUACACUUAACCUGUACUAUUUUGAUAGUAUAGUAAUAUAAAGUUGUACAUAUUGUUACAUUCCUUGAAGAAGAAAAAAAUAUAAUUAUUGUUAAAUAAGUUUUAUGAAGGGGGUACUUUCGGAGUUCCAUUUAUUUUCUAUAAAAAGAACCCUCUUUUAUAGACUGUCAGGGAUAUAUAUUAAAAAUGUUAGGGAUAUUUAAUUUAUUAAAAUAAUUUGAAAAGUACAUAUUUUUAUGCAGUAAAAUUUUAAAUUGAUAUAGUUUUUUUAUGAAUUCUCUAGUUUAAGUUAUCUUUCUACAUUUUCCUUUGGAGAUGCAAACAUAAAUUAAUACCAUAUUUCAAAUAUACUGCCAUGUUUAAAAAAACAAGAUUAAGUUUCUAAAUUAUGUAGUUUUAUACACAGAAUCUGAAUGAUGUUCAGAGACAUAAACAGAGUUCUGAAGAGUGUUAUUCUUUGGGGCUAUGAAAUUCCACUAUGUACAGUUUGUAGCCACAUGAAAAGCAUGUUGAAAUGUCUUGUUUCAUAUUAUGUACUAAAUCCGCAGUGAUUUUAGAUUGAAUCCAUUGCAUUUUAGAAGAAUUUUUUUUAAUUCCAAAUCAGUUCUUUCUAAAAAUAUUUGUAAACAUUUCCUAGGCUGAACAAAUUCAUUUUCUGUACUGAGAAAAAAUCAUUCUCCAGCUUUGCUUUGGAGUGACAAGAAGUUACCUUUUAUCAAAAGAAUGAACAGUAGAUACAUUUGAUCUACAGAGUUCUCCUUUUAAAAAGUUCUGUUAUUGCAGUGUUUAUUUUGGAUACAUUAGCGAGUAGUUACAUUUUAUUUUCUUCCUUUGUUCAAGAACCAGGUCUUAGUUUGACUCCUUUAUGGAUCAGUAUGGUAAUUCGCACUAACUUUAUAGCAGGAACUAAAUUUGGCCUCAAGUUUGUACCCUGCCUUUUCGUUCCAAGGGAAACAGCAGCAAUCCUAAAUUAAUCAGAAAUUCGGUCAGGGACAGAAUGUGGUUUGGAUUACAUCCAGAGUGGAAUUGUUGCAGUACUAAUGCUACUACUUUACUGAACASCUUCUGCUUAGGUGCUUAUAGGUCCUUAGGUGUAAGGACUCAGGCACAGGAAGAUUUCAGUUAGUCAGAAAUGGCCAGGAGAAAGAGAGGCAGGAAUUCCUUCCUUUAAUAGGAAUGAAAUGCCUGAUUGACAUUGGAGGGAGGCAUCCACCCUGGCUUGGGGAUUCUCAGUUGUGCUGUGAAGCAGACAUCUCCAAAGCUGGCCAGCUUUCCYCGUGGAAAAAACCCACACUCUACUAUCCCUGACAUAGAAUCAUAGAAUCAAUUAAGUUGGAAAAGACCUUUAAUGUCUUUGUGAUCAGGGCACAGAUGCACAAAAUCUGUUGCUGGUUCCCCGACCUAGAGCAGGGAUCUUGAAUUUGAACUUUCACAUCAAAGUUCAGCUGACAGAUUUGGCCUCUCUUUCAUGAUAUCUUUAUAAGGAGCAGGARCCUAAACCUGACUCUCCAGCACUGCAAGCCCUCACCACUAGCUUAUAGAGUCAACCUGUCCUCUCUUCUGCCUUGCUGGAGAAUUGUGAUGUAGCUUUGACACUUCACCAGUAUUCAAGUUGAAGAACUUAACUACUUCUACAGGCUGUUGUUGUUUUGGUUUAGCUAUGCUGUCCAGGGACACAGGGAAGACAAGAUUUUUAUGCAGAGGKAAGACCUGUUUAGACUGACUGGUGUAAGUUCAAGAAAAGUUAGAUACCAGGCAGACAUUGUUUACUUUUCCUGUUUGAAUCAGGUGGUGUAAAUAAAAUGUUACUUGGAGAGCUUGUAUUGCCCGUAGAGACUGUGGGCAUCAGGUAAGCACCAGUCACACAAAUGGAGUUUAUUCUUGGAUUUAGGAAUGUGGAUGACCAGGYUCUGAAUCCUGUGUGACUCCAGCCUGUUGUGCUGGUACAGCCCUGUUUGUUUCCUGUAUAAUGCUCUGCUAUCAAAUUACCAAUAUGCCAUGGGUUUUUAUCACACAUUAACUAGCAAAGGUCUGAGAAAGUAUUUAGGUUUUCUUCUCAGCUGCAUCUGUGAACAAAUGAUGCAAAUUAUUUAAACUAGGGUUAUUUAUUACAAUUCAGAGUGCAGAAUUCUAUAUGUUAGAUACUGCAGUUUCUUUAAUUUGUUUUGCUGACAGUGACCUUUUCCAUUUUUUCCAUAAGUCCAGAAUUUUACUGGUAGCACUUAUUUAAGAAAGCUGUGUGCUUAUUCUCAAAGCAUCACUGUUCCUGAUGUUUCACAGUAGUUAAGAUGAAUCAUUGCUAAUAUAUUAAAUACAUAGAACCCCUAUCAUUGAUUGCAAGACUCUGGUUAGUAGUAUAUUUAGUUUUCAAAAAUGUUGAGAAGAAAUUUAUCCAAGACCACAAAUGAACUAGUGUGUGGUAAAAUGUGGGUUGUYUUCUAAAGAUUGGUGCAUUUUUAUUACAUUGUAGUAGCAGGAGUUGAAAAUACUCUGGGCUGCUUUAGUACUUUCAGUGUUCCUGAGCUUAGAGGCUCGCUAGAUAAAUGUGCCACAUUAAUACAAAUUAUAUUUCACAGAUGCAGGUAAAUUCAAGAGCUGGUGUAAUCAGGUAGUUCUGCAAAUUUGCUUGGAAAUUUUAUUGAGAAAUAGAAAAAGCAAGGAAAAUAUUUUCUAUCUUAAUUAUUUCUGCAGACAGCUAUUUUGGGCCUUGUACCUUUAAAUAACAAUUCUUGAGUCAAGCUAAAGUGGUGCAAGUGUACUUCCUGCAAGUCUGAUGAAGUAACAGUUGGGCUGUUUGGCUCAUCAGCCUUCAGCUUGGGCACUCUUUGUGACUGGGUCUACACCAGUGGGGCCAGUGUCUYGUGCACGUCUCCAUUUUCAGUGACAGUAUUACCAGAUCUUAAACAGCAUCCUAAACCUAUUACCUGUUUUUGGGGAGUUUUUCCCUACAUGUAUUCAAUUUCAAUUUAUUUUUCUUGUGGCCUUAAAAAUCCCCUCUAGGCUGCUGAAUCUUAGAGUUAUCCAAUAAUGGAAAAUAUUUAAAAAUGAACUGCACUAUCCUAUGCUCCUGUUAGCUCCUUCCAAUGCUGUUCAAGAUUCAGAAUAGCCCACUUGCGUGAAACCAAAGGCAUGGCCAGAAACCUUCAUUAUCUGGGCAAAUUAUUCYUAACUUCUUAUACUGGAUGCCAAACAGACUGGCUGAUGCAAACACUGGCUUUUCUGAGUUGAUCAGGAUUGCUUGGGACCAAGAAAACACAAGACUGUCAGUAUAAUCUUGUUUUGCUCACUCAGUGGGUCAUCUUGCUGAAAACUUUGUAAAUAAUGUGAACAGAAUGUGAUAAUUAAAAAGUGUUUCUAAAGCACUGUAUAAGGCUUUGAGCUUUUGCGGGCAUCUCAACCACAUGUUUUCAUUAAUGGAAAAAUUUCUUAUAUAUUUUUUUUUCUGUACUUAAAGAUGGCUUAGAAAAAUUCAGAUAGAUGUGAUUAAUGGACCAAGAAAAGACUGGAGUCUUCUAUCCUAUCAGUGCUUGUCUAGCUGUUUCAAGGCAGUUUUUAAAUACCUUGAGUCAGUUUGGAGCAAAGCAAUUUAUACUUUGCCCAUGUGAAACAGUUCCCUGAAUGAGUUGAAGUGUAAUUAGUCUUUGGAAAAAUUGAACAACUGUGUAACAGUUUCCUUUUUUUUUGUUUUCAAAUACAUUAUAAUUUCAGUAAUCUCUGUAUUUUGUUGGAAAUACUUGCUACAGAUGAAGUAUCAUAGUAAUUUGUAGUUUUCCUCCAACUUGUAAAGUAUUUUAGUCUUGUGGGGGAAAAGAAGAAUGAAAUAUUUUCAAACCUUGCUUCUGUAAAAUACAUGAACCCAAGGUUCUAUAUUUAUUCUUACUCGGAAGCAUGCAUUGUGAAAAAGCUAGAACAAGUAACUGUAGCUAGAAAGAGGAAAAAAAAUUCCUUGUGUAUUUAAAUCAUCUUUACAAUCACCAGCAUAAGGCUGAAAAGCUAUUAAACAACUGRUGUUUUCAGGCUAGCAUUGAUUGCUGAUGUAAAACACAUCCCAUGGAGACUUGGUGAAUUAGUCCUUGAGUGUCACUUUUCUGACCUUAAUGGUCUCUGAAGGGUAUUGCUAAUU